GAAACAUUCGUGAAACGUGCCAGCUACGAGAAAAGAACUCCCGGAAGUUCUCGUUGGAAAAAAGUCCUUUUCCUCCACAUUUCCGGGCUUGGUGAGCAAUGUCCGUGGAUGUUUACAUAUUCUUCCUGUUCUUUUUCAUUGCCUUAGUUAUUGUUACACACAUUCUCACGUCGCACAAUGAGAAAUUCCAUCACAAUUCGCGCAUUUCGCUGAAUUUGGGCAACAUUCCGGAAGAUGUUAUUGCCCAGGAUGCUGAGAUUCCACGAGCUAGGAAUCCCAAUUGUUCCUACUGGGAUUGUUUUAACGUGUACAAAUGCGGCCAGAGGGUGAGCGACAAUGAAUUCAGCAUCUACGUGUACCCAUUGCGAACCUACGUGGAUCCAGAUGGGAAAAAUGCCUUCAAGCUCACCAAAGAAUUCUACUACAUCCUCAAGGCCAUCACUGAGAGCCCCUACUACACACCAAACCCAAAUAGAGCUUGUCUCUUUGUACCCAGUAUUGAUACACUCAAUCAGAAUAAUGUUGAUACGAGUCUUGUGGCUAAGGCUCUGGCUUCUCUUCCUUACUGGGAAGGUGGAGAGAAUCACAUCCUCUUCAAUAUGAUUCCCGGAAGUUCUCCAGACUACAACACAGUUCUGGACGUCAAUACGGAUAGAGCCCUAAUAGCGGGAGCAGGAUUCGAUACGUGGACGUACCGGAGUGGCUUUGACCUCUCCAUCCCAUUCUUCAGUCCCAAUCAGGUCAAAAUGACCCAAACACGAGCUUCAGAGCCACGAAAAUUCCUUCUAAUCUCCUCACAGCUCAACAUGUACGCCCAGCACUCGCGAAUCCUCCAGGAAAUCUCCUUCAAUCACCCAGACGUGCUGACGUUGCAAAAAUGCCCAGAAGGCACGAAACAAACCCCCGGGGAGGAGACAGAACACCUGGACAUUCGCUGUAGCAUCCCUCACGGCAAUGAAUACCGCUAUCCCUACAUCCUGACCAAGGGCACCUUCUGCCUCAUUAUCCGCGGCGUUCGUCUCGCUCAGCCAAAUCUCAUGGAAGCUCUCGCCAGCAACUGCAUUCCCGUCAUUGUGGCCAACAAUGGCGUCCUCCCCUUUAGCGACGUCCUCGACUGGAGCCUGGCUUCCAUCUCUAUCCGGGAGACAGACUUCCACUCAAUCUACACCGUCCUCCAAGCAGUCAGUGCGGAUAAAGUGGCUGAGCUGCAGAAACAAGGCUAUUGGCUCUAUCGCAAAUACUUCAGCAGCAUCCGGAAGAUUGUCCACACAAGCCUGGACAUUCUCAAUGAUCGCAUUUUCCCGCAUCUGGCCAGGAAUUACCUCCACUGGAAUGUCCCAAUGUACGAGAAAACCUCCCGGAAUCCCCUCUUCCUGCCGCUGAUUGCACCCAAAUCUCAAGGAUUUACUGCUGUUAUCCUCACGUACGACAGGAUUGAUUCGUUGUUUACGCUCGUGCAGAAAUUAGCCGUUGUCCCGGCACUCCAGAAGAUCCUCAUCAUUUGGAAUAAUCAGAAAAAGACUCCACCGCAUCCCACCAUGUUCCCCAAAAUCACAAAACCCCUCAAACUCAUCCAGACAAAGGCCAACAAGCUCUCAAAUCGCUUCUAUCCGUAUGAAGAGAUUGAAACGGAAGCCAUCCUUACCAUUGACGAUGAUAUCCUCAUGCUGACCAUUGAUGAGCUGCAAUUUGGUUACGAAGUCUGGAGGGAAUUUCCGGAUAGAAUUGUGGGCUUCCCCAGCCGAACACAUGUGUGGGAUAAUUCAACAGGACGCUGGAAGUAUGAAUCAGAGUGGACAAAUGAGAUCUCCAUGGUUCUAACAGGAGCAGCCUUCCACCAUAAGUACUGGAGCUACAUGUACACAAAUGCCAUGCCGGGAGACAUUAAAGAAUGGGUGGAUGAUCAUAUGAAUUGCGAGGAUAUCGCCAUGAAUUUCCUCGUGGCAAAUAUAACGCGUAAACCCCCGAUUAAGGUGACCCCAAGGAAGAAGUUCAAGUGCCCCGAAUGCACGAAUACCGAGAUGCUGUCAGCCGAUAUUAAUCACAUGAUGGAGCGUUCAGCAUGCAUUGAUCGUUUUGCUACAAUCUACGGCACAAUGCCCCUAAAAACAGUUGAAUGGCGCGCUGAUCCUGUUCUCUUCCGCGACAACUUCCCGGAGAAGUUGAAGCGCUUCAAUGAUAUUGGCAGCCUCUGAAAAGGAGCAGAUUCCGCAGCUUCCUGCAGCCAAAUGUGGUGCAAUCAAUGCGAAAAUCAAAGUGUCAUAGCAAUCUAGUCCAAUUUGCAGCAUUUCCCUGUUUUCCCAGCCUCCCAGUUAAAACGCCCCAAUUUUAGCGACAAAAAGGAACCCUUUUCCCUGCAUUGCACAAGGACUUUUUGCACGAAUUUAUUAGGAUUUUUUUUAAACUCCCAGUUCUUUUUAAUUUUGAAACCAGUGACCCAUAUGUAAUAAUUUUUGUGACCAUAAGAAGGUGAAUUGUAGGCCCGCUAUAAGAGUCUACAAGUAAUAGUAGUUUAAUGGUUAAAUGUGAUAUUAGAGAGGCAUUUUUUUAUUGAAUUUGAAUCUGAUAUCUGUAUGUCAUGUAUGUAUUUUAGCUAAAUAAGAAAAACUCUGGAAAGAAAUUUGGAGAAAAUUUUUUUUUAUUUCUGGAGGGAAAUUGAAGGUGGGAUCGUAUUCUCAGCAUUAAUUUUAGGGGGGACUGUCGAAGAUUCCAAAUCUCUAUCUCUCACCGUUUAUCCGCUAGAGCAAUAAUUAAAAGCUAGGUGACAGAUGAGAUUGAAGCCAUGUUGAAAAUUUGACAGAUGAGCUACUUUUUAACACUCGGAGGACUUUACUGGUACUUGCUACCAAUUGGAACCUUAAAAUCAUCACAAAAUAAAAUCUAUUGGACUUAUCUCGAUGAAUUUCGCAUCUAUGUGUAGGGAAUUUUAAUUACUUUAAGAUAGCAGAAAGAAAAUCUCGAGAAAAGUCUUUUCUUUGGAAGAUAAUUGAGGUCAAAGUCAGAAUCCAACGCGGAGGAUCAAAUUGGUAAUAACUACCAGUCAAAAUCCCAUACAUUUUAGCCAUGGUUUUGAGGUUAUGUUUCCCCAUAUUUUCCAAAUAAAGUACUCUUGUUCACUUUCCUCAGUCAAAAAUAAUUAAUGUGGACUAAUUUUAUUGCCGGAAAUGACUAAAAAGUUACUGGAAGAAUCAAAGUUUGUGAUGAUUUAGGCGCACUAAUAAAUUAGGCAAAACUGCAGCUAAAAUAGUCGUUUGAAUUGGCAAUUUUGCAUCGAUUCUACGCAAUUUUAUUCCAGUAACGAUUUUCUCAAUUAAAUAUUUAGUAAUUUGGUGUAGGAAUGCUUGAAGGAGAUUGAGAAUUAGUGAAACUUUCGAUCCAUGUUCAAUAAACGGAUUAAUAAUUAAUUAUUGAGCAUAUUUUAUCAGCUGGUAGUUAUUACCAAUUUGAUCCUCCGCGUUGUGCCAAAUAUUGGGUCUUCCAAGUGUUAAACAUUUAACGGACUAAAUAUCUUUUGAAUUUCAACGAUUUCAGGUUAAUUUUAAAGAAAUUCAUAACGAAAAAAAAUUUUAAUGAAUGUUUUACACACAAACAUGAAAACCUGAAAAAUCUGUCAGGAAAAAUUCAAAGUUUAAUCAAAUCAGAUUCCAAUUGGAAAACAAAUCUAAUUUUAGAAUUUUAUCUUAAACACCGUUUUGAAUAAAUUUUUGAAAAAUUAAAGAAGAAAUUUCUCCAAAUUCUCUCCGAUAAAACGACAAAGAGAAGAGAAAUCAAAUCAACGCGCCUCCAUUGCAAAGGCCCUUGCGUUGAAAGACUUUUUCGGAUCAAACCUUUCGGUCAGAAAAUUCUGUUUUUGAUCAGAAGAAUAAUGUUUUCUGGUCAUGAAAAACAAGCAAUAAAUCAGGAAAAUAAGCCUUAAUAAUAUUCUUCUGAUCAAAAGCAAAAUUUUCUGAUCAAAAGAUGGGACCGGACCUUUUCAUAGCCCAAAAGUCGUUGAUUUUGUAUCCUUUUUUUGCAUGUUAAAUAGAUAAGUCCAACACUUGUUGAGUAUUUUCUCUCUCAAAUAACUUUUUCUUUUAAAUAAUGUAUUUUGAAAGAGAAAUAAAGAUCAUUUUUUUUCAAAUUAUA
Lutzomyia longipalpis is the source of this 4125-nucleotide messenger RNA. RefSeq names its product exostosin-2 (gene sotv). Gene Ontology annotation, cellular component: membrane. Bases 99 to 2195 code for a protein of 698 amino acids. Lineage: Eukaryota; Metazoa; Arthropoda; Insecta; Diptera; Psychodidae. The transcript is spliced from 4 exons. Gene Ontology annotation, molecular function: glycosyltransferase activity. The record is from RefSeq and is a predicted model, not a curated record.